AUGGCAGGUCCUCAGGAAGCCAUAACAGAGGAUGAGAUCAACGGAAUGGAGCUUCCCAAUACAAAGGCGGGCCCCAGGAAUGCAUUCACAGAAAUCAUGUCUAAAAAGCCCAUCUAUCCAAAGUAUUCUGAAACAACAAAGCAUAGUUCGAACCAGAGCUUUCCAAACAGAAGAGAUGGUCUAGCUGCAUACACAGCCGACCCCUAUGCUUACAAGGCCGUAUUGUUCAACAAUGACAAGGCGGUCAUCAUCGAGGAUAUGUUUCCAAAGUCAUCAAUUCAUCUGCUCGUUCUCCCAAAGUCCGAGCGCAAGGUGCUACAUCCAUUCGAUGCAUUCGAGGAUCCCAAGCUCCUCGCGAAUAUCAAGGUCGAAGUCGAAAGAGCCAAGAAGAUGGUGGCGAGCGAGCUGCGACGGAAGUACGGACAGUUUUCAAAGUCAGAACAACCACGUAUCGCGGCCAGAGAUGCAGACGACGCGCCGGAUGACCUUCCAGAAGGUCGUGAUUGGAUGAAGGAGAUCAUCACUGGUGUCCAUGCAGUACCGUCCAUGAACCACGUUCACGUUCAUGUGCUUUCAAGAGACAUGGUGAAUGAAUGCCUCAAGAGAAGCGCGCAUUAUAACAGCUUUACCACAUCCUUCUUGGUUCCGUUGGAGAAGUUUCCCUUGGCAAAGGAUGACCCUGUUCGAGAGAUUGGAUAUGGACCCUGGCAUGCUGUCGAUCUAAUCUGUUGGCGAUGCAAACAGAACUUUGGUAACAAGAUGUCCAAGUUCAAGGUGCACCUGGCGGAGGAGCACGACAAGUGGAAGAGGGAGUAG
This is a messenger RNA of Aureobasidium subglaciale EXF-2481, 816 nucleotides long. RefSeq lists its product as uncharacterized. Gene Ontology annotation, cellular component: nucleus. The transcript has 2 exons. NCBI's taxonomy places the organism in Eukaryota, Fungi, Ascomycota, Dothideomycetes, Dothideales, Saccotheciaceae. The coding region runs from base 1 to 816 and encodes 271 amino acids. Gene Ontology annotation, biological process: double-strand break repair; single strand break repair. The record is from RefSeq and is a predicted model, not a curated record. Gene Ontology annotation, molecular function: single-stranded DNA binding; mismatched DNA binding; single-strand break-containing DNA binding.